AAAAAAAAAGGAUUCUGUUCCUUCUGUUUUAAUUGCUUAUUAUAUAAGGAAGACCCCGGCCUGCUGGUUUCGUUUAGCUCCAAAGAAUCUCUUGUAUCCGUAACCAUGGUAGCUGUGGUAUCAUCUCAAGAAAACAUGGUUUCUCGCACAGGAAGGCACCUGCAGCGCUACAACAAAGGUCGUCGCCAAGUCGUAGGAUGUAUUCCAUAUAGAUACAAAAUGGCCAAGCAGAGUCUCUCAAAGGAUGAUGGUGCAAAAGAACUACAAGUUCUUGUGAUUACUUCACAAAAGGGCAAAGGGAUGCUCUUCCCUAAGGGAGGGUGGGAAUUAGAUGAAUCCAAGGAAGGGGCAGCCUCUCGAGAGACGCUGGAGGAAGCCGGGGUGCGAGGAACCAUUGAGUGUGAAUUGGGUAAGUGGAGCUUCAAGAGCAAAUCCCAUGAUGCUCACUAUGAAGGUUACAUGUUCCCAUUACAUGUUCAGGAGCAGUUAGAUUUCUGGCCAGAGAAGAAUCUGCGCCAAAGAAUAUGGAUGAGUGCACAGGAAGCAAGAGAAGUUUGUCAACACUGGUGGAUGAAAGAAGCCUUGGAUAGAUUAGUAAAUCGGCUCACAUCUCAACAACAACAACAGCAACAUGAAGACCAAGAAUUAGGCCCUGUUCUUAAAUCAAUGAGGGCCAGUCUGUGAGAUAUAGCUGUACAGGAAAGAAGUGUUGAUGAUGAACACGAGUAUUUUGCUUUUGCUUCUUAGGGUACUUAGAAAAGAUUUAGGCAGAGCAAGAGAAAAGAGCUUGUUCUUGUAUUGGUGGAACUCUAAUUCCUCAAACAAAUCAUGUUUUGAGGAGAAACUUGAUUUGAGGUCCUUGUGGAUUUAGAAACAUGUUCACUAAAUCUGGACAUGAAUUUUGCUUCUAAUGAUAAGAUAUUGGCACUCCCAAUAAUGCCACAACUC
Molecule: messenger RNA, 948 nt
Organism: Fragaria vesca subsp. vesca
Lineage: Eukaryota; Viridiplantae; Streptophyta; Magnoliopsida; Rosales; Rosaceae
Product: nudix hydrolase 17, mitochondrial-like
Exons: 5
Coding region: 106-684 (192 amino acids)
Cellular component (GO): nucleus; cytoplasm
Molecular function (GO): pyrophosphatase activity
Source: RefSeq, a predicted model, not a curated record